AUGCAACUAAAAAAUGAAACUAAAGACAGCAAUCAAGAAAUAAAACGAUUAAAUACAAAAUUAGAAGGAGUGGACAACUAUCAUAAAAAUAAAAUCGAUCAACUGUGUACCGAAAUGCGUAAUUUUAAAAAAUAUGACAAAACCGUCAAUUUUGAAGAUAGAUCACGCACGAGAGACAAAAGUCCAUAUUCAGGAAGAGCAGAUCACGAAGGCAGGAACAAUUAUAGGGAAAAGAGUCCUUAUCCCGAUAGAUAUAACGACAAUAGGUUUAGAGAAAGUAGUAAAGAUAGAUACAAUAACAAUAAUAGGUUCAGAGAUAAUAACAGAGAUACAGGAAAUAGAAGAGACAGGGAAAAUUCAUACAAUAUGUACAGCAGAAAAAUGCGCAAUAAUAGAGAUAGGUCUUACGACGGAUCCAUAGAUACAAUCAGAAAUCGAUAUAACAACAGAAAUCGUGGAAAUGAAGUAAAUAGGAAAGAUCACAGUAUAGGGACAACAGCAGAGACAGAUACUCAAGAUCCACAACGCCGGAAAAAUUUAACAGAAAAGAAAACAUAA
Molecule: messenger RNA, 558 nt
Organism: Acyrthosiphon pisum (pea aphid)
Lineage: Eukaryota; Metazoa; Arthropoda; Insecta; Hemiptera; Aphididae
Exons: 1
Coding region: 1-558 (185 amino acids)
Source: RefSeq, a predicted model, not a curated record